Molecule: messenger RNA, 862 nt
Organism: Olea europaea var. sylvestris
Lineage: Eukaryota; Viridiplantae; Streptophyta; Magnoliopsida; Lamiales; Oleaceae
Product: probable E3 ubiquitin-protein ligase RHY1A
Exons: 3
Coding region: 242-781 (179 amino acids)
Biological process (GO): ubiquitin-dependent protein catabolic process
Molecular function (GO): ubiquitin protein ligase activity
Source: RefSeq, a predicted model, not a curated record
CAAUGGUGGGAUCCCACUGUUGUCUUGUCUCUCCAAUUAUUUUUCAUUAUUUACCUACCUACACCAUCUCCCAUUAAUUCCCAUGAUUUAUCAAUCACCUCAUUUUCCAAGAAAUUUCCUCCCAUAAUCAUCUUCAGAUCAGAAAUGAGAGAAAAAUCAGAAUUCACUCGAGAGUUGUAAUAACUAUUACAGCUAAUUAUACAUAAAUCACUUAUUUUGUGCCCAGUAAAUAACCAUCUAAAUGGCUGGUAUGCUUCCUGGAGUUGAAUCUGCAAGAAGAAGAAGAUUCCAUUCUGAUUCUCCAAACCCAUCUGGUUAUAACUUCACAAGACGUUCAUCUUUUUGUUUAUAUUCAAGCAAUCAUGAAACCCUUCACAGUUCAUCCUCUUCCUCGAGGAAUCCAAUAAGCCAGGCAUAUUGUGAUGAAAAGCUAGGGGCUGUGGCUAGAGAAGCUAAGAAAAGGUUGGAUGAGAGGCUGAAAGCACAGUGGAAAUCAGAAAUCAAAAGGGUUUCGAGUGGGCAAGAAAGGACAAGAAAUCUGGAGGUGAGCCCUACAAUUGAAGGGACAGAAGUUUUUGGAUUAAAGAAAAAGUUUAAUUGGGCAAAACUAAGCUGGAAAUGUACAGAACAAGAGGAAUGUGCAGUGUGUUUGGAGCAUCUUAUGGCAGGAGACACCCUAAUGCAGUUGCCAUGUGCCCAUAGAUUCCAUUCAAAGUGUUUGGUACCAUGGCUAGAGAGCAAUGCACAUUGUCCUUGUUGUAGAAUGGAAAUUCAAAAUUGAAACAAAAUAAAAAAAAAAUUAUUAAUAAUAAAAUCAUGUCAUGGAAUUCGAGAAUAAAGCUAUGGAAUUCGAUGUUGGAUA